Messenger RNA from Mucor mucedo, 749 nucleotides. RefSeq names its product ERV/ALR sulfhydryl oxidase domain-containing protein. Gene Ontology annotation, cellular component: mitochondrion. Lineage: Eukaryota; Fungi; Mucoromycota; Mucoromycetes; Mucorales; Mucoraceae. Bases 74 to 424 code for a protein of 116 amino acids. The record is from RefSeq and is a predicted model, not a curated record. Gene Ontology annotation, molecular function: flavin-dependent sulfhydryl oxidase activity; flavin adenine dinucleotide binding. The transcript is spliced from 4 exons.
AAUUCCAUAUGAAUAUGCUAAUGCCGAAGCACCUGAAGACUUUAGUGGAGACAAUGCGAGCGAGGAAAUCAUCAUGUCGUACAUGGGAAACAAAACUCAAAAAGAGGAGCUUGGAAGAGCGACUUGGAAGUUUCUGCAUACAAUGAUGGCAAGAUAUCCAGAAACACCUACUAGAAACGAACGGAAAUCACUGUAUGAUUUCAUGAUGUUAUUUUCGACACUGUAUCCUUGUGGUGAAUGUGCAACCCAUUUUAAUAAGAUGAUUACCGAAUUUCCACCACAGACCUCAUCUCGAUUUGCGGCUUCACAAUGGCUAUGCGGAAUGCAUAAUAAAGUCAAUGAGCGUUUACAUAAACCUAUUUUUGAUUGCAGUAGCAUUGAAUCGCAAUAUCCAUGUGGCUGUAAUGAACCGGAGGACGAGUAAACAAAAACAAAAAAAAAGCACCUCAUCCGGUUGAUCUUUUAUAUACAGUCAUAUAUUUAAUAAAAAAAAGCUAGUGGUACCAAGAACAUGUUUAAACUACGUGCUAUUUAUGGGAUUAGACAUAGAAAGCGACAGGAUUAAAACAAGUUUAAUUAAAUACACAUCAUGUGUACGUAAGCAAAAAUCUUGCAGGAAUCAACAGGUGCUUCAUAUUUUUUUUUUUUGGAAGGCACAAGCCACCGUGAUCCGAACGUUAGUUUUAAUCAAAAACAGGGCACUUUAUUUACACCGCCCCUUAUUUUAGAAAAUACACAUAUGAUAAGAC